CAAUAUGUUCCAGUAAAAUUCCAACAACUGCUACAUAGCCCAUUAAUUUUACGAUUGUCCUCCUUGAAAUCCUGUCUGUGCGCAUUUCUUUCUUAAGUUGCUCCUGACCUUCUAAAAUGGUCACGCCUGGGUUCUGGAAUGUGUUUAUACUGGUAGUUGUUGCUGGUCAACUGAAGAAGGCAGUGGGUGUGCUUCACCAUAACAGACACGGACGCGUUUCUUCGGGAAAAGAUAUUCAACACCUGACGAAUGGGUGCACAGUUACUCCCAAAGAGUACAACAUUAAUCUCGAUGACGACCCCCAUCAUCGAUGGGACCAAGUGUUGAAUGACUUUCCCAUGACACAGGAGGACACCGUGGCGGCGAUCACUUUGCUGCUCCAAGAAAUGGGCCUGUCGCCAAAAAUGCUGCCAUAUUUAACAAAAAUCGCCAAAUUCAUCCAUAAGGAAUUACCGCAGCCAUAUCGUGACGAAAUACAGGGAAUUGCUGGCAAGACGAACACGGAUGUCGGUUUGGUGACAAUGCUGAACAUUGGAUACGAUUUAUCUGCUUUUUGCACAAGCAUCGUAGCAACGGACGCAAACGGAGACAUUUGGCACGCCCGAAACCUGGAUUACAAUUCAACCUCGCAGCUUCGCAACACGACGAUCACCGUCAAUUUCCAGCGAAAUGGAAAGACCCUAUUCUCCGGAGUUACAUUUGCCGGUUAUAUUGGUCUGGUCACCGCCAUCAAACCGAAUGCUUUCACCAUGAGCAUCGACGAGCGUGAUGUUGGAGCUUUCAUAGAUAACAUCCUUGAACUGCUUGAUCCUAAGGUCUCCCUUCUGGGCUUUGAUCUACGAGAGCUAAUGGACAAAGCCAAUUCGUACUCAGAAGCAGUGGCAUUCGUCUCCAGCUUGCACAUGCCGGCCCCUGUUUACGUUAUACUGGGUGGACUGAAGGGAGAUGAAGGUACCGUUGUGACACGUAGCCGGAGAUCCGCUAUUGAUAUUUGGCCGUUAAGCACGGCUAAGGGCAGAUGGUACCUAGUGGAAACAAAUUACGAUCAUUGGAACAACCCUCCCUGGUGGGAUGACCGCAGGACACCGGCGGAACAAUCCAUGAACGCAACAGGACAGAAUGCUAUUGGGAAGAUGACAAUGUUCAACGUACUCAGUACACCCAAAGUCUUCAACCAGUAUACAGUAUACACCACCGUUAUGAGUGCUUCAAGACCCAACGAGACACAGACAUGGAUAAGGUGCUAAGGAAAAGCAAGACGUCUUCAAAGAAAACACCACAUAAUUAACUAGAGCGACCCGUUGAUUUGCCAACAUUACAGCUGAAGAUGUACUGAGAGGCAGUAUGUUACAAGACAGACAGUAUCUGUAAGAUAAUCGUCAAUAGUGUCAUUAGAAAGUACAAUGAAUUCUUCAAAUUUUCAUUUGAUCCUCCAUAGAACUGCCAAUAAAGUUCCACUGUUCUUAUGGGAUGAUACGGCUGGUGCUGAAGUUUUGUGCACCGCUGGCGAAUUCUUGGUUAAAUAUAUUUUUGAUUUG
Molecule: messenger RNA, 1538 nt
Organism: Paramacrobiotus metropolitanus
Lineage: Eukaryota; Metazoa; Tardigrada; Eutardigrada; Parachela; Macrobiotidae
Product: N-acylethanolamine-hydrolyzing acid amidase-like
Exons: 10
Coding region: 117-1247 (376 amino acids)
Biological process (GO): fatty acid metabolic process
Cellular component (GO): lysosome
Molecular function (GO): fatty acid amide hydrolase activity
Source: RefSeq, a predicted model, not a curated record